AUGGGAAAUACAGAAAGCCAAAAUGUAGAGCACAGGUUUUAUGGUGAGAAGCAGGGGAACCUGUCAAGGAAGCAUACAUCCCAUUCUCUUCGCUUGUCCAACAAGACCCGACGGAUGAGGCAUGCUUCCUCCGCAAGGGUGAUCCACAGGAAUUCUGAAGUGAGCACUCGAUCCAGCAGCACUCCUAGCAUCCCACAGUCUCUGGCAGAAAAUGGCAUGGAGCCCUUCUCCCAAGAAGGCAACCUAGAAGACUUUGGGAGCCCCAUUUGGGUAGGCCGGGUGGGUAUGGGCUUGAGACCAGUCUCUUGUCAUACCGAUUCUUCCAUCGCUCCCAGUAUAGACAGCAGCACAAUCCUUACAGCAGCCUCUGCACAAAGCAUGCCAGACUCUGAGGAGACCAGGCAUUAUGGGAAUGACUCUACCUAUCUGCCGGAGGGAGGCAGAAGGCAGCGUCCCUAUACAACCAAUGGGACCACAUUCAUGGAAACUUCAAGCUUUAAAAAGAAACGCUCAAAAUCUGCAGACAUCUGGCGGGAGGACAGUUUGGAAUUUUCGCUAUCUGAUCUGAGCCAAGAACAUUUAACAAGCAACGAAGAAAUCUUGGGUUCCGUGGAAGAGAGAGACCGUGGGGAGGAUCAGGGGAUGGAAGCCAGGGAUGGUCCCCAGCAGCUGAGUGCCUGCCAUCGUGCCAAUUCCCUGGGUGCCUUGUACGUACCCCAGAACAAUGGAGUAAAAGCAAGUCAUGGACCAAGGAGCAAAUUUGUGGGAUAUUGUGGGAAUUUAAUGUCUGAUGUUCAAGAUCUUGCAAACCGUAAGAUGCCAUCAGCUGUUGCCGAGGAUACUCCUCCGUACAGUAAUUAUAAUACACUUCCCUGUAGGAAAUCUCACUGUCUUUCUGAAGGUGCCACCAACCCACAAAUUAGCCAUAGCAACAGCAUGCAAGGCAGAAGAGCAAAAACAACUCAGGAUGUGAACAUAGGUGAGGGAAGUGAGUUUGCCGACAGUGGGAUUGAAGGAGCUACCAUUGAUACAGACCUCCUCUCCAGACGUUCCAAUGCUACCAAUUCUAGCUAUUCCCCAACUACUAGCCGAGCAUUUGUGGGCAGUGACAGUGGCAGCAGCUCUACUGGAGAUGCUGCCCGGCAAGGGGUAUAUGAGAAUUUCCGUCGGGAACUGGAGAUGAGCACCAAUAACAGUGAGAGCCUUGAGGAAGCUGGGUCUGCCCACAGUGAUGAGCAGAGUAGUGGUACUUUGAGUUCUCUAGGACAGUCAGAUAUCCUCCUCUCAGCUGCUCAAGGAACAGUACGAAAGGCCGGAGCUCUAGCAGUGAAGAACUUUCUUGUCCACAAGAAGAACAAGAAAGUAGAGUCUGCCACCCGAAGGAAAUGGAAACACUAUUGGGUGUCCUUGAAAGGAUGCACAUUAUUCUUCUAUGAAAGUGAUGGGAGGUCUGGAAUAGAUCACAACAGCAUCCCCAAGCAUGCAGUCUGGGUGGAGAACAGCAUCGUGCAAGCAGUGCCUGAACACCCAAAGAAAGACUUUGUUUUCUGCCUCAGUAACUCUCUUGGUGAUGCAUUCCUAUUUCAGACCAUCAGCCAGACUGAGUUAGAAAACUGGAUUACAGCAAUCCAUUCUGCCUGUGCAACUGCUGUAGCAAGACAACACCACAAAGAGGAUACCCUCCGUCUCCUAAAAUCAGAGAUAAAAAAACUAGAACAAAAGAUUGAUAUGGAUGAGAAAAUGAAGAAAAUGGGUGACAUGCAAUUAUCUUCUGUAACUGAUUCCAAGAAGAAGAAAACCAUACUUGAUCAGAUAUUUGUUUGGGAGCAAAAUCUUGAACAAUUCCAAAUGGAUCUAUUUCGAUACCGUUGUUAUUUAGCUAGCCUGCAAGGAGGGGAGUUGCCAAAUCCUAAAAGGCUACUUGCAUUUGCCAGUCGACCAACCAAAGUAGCCAUGGGACGCCUUGGAAUUUUUUCUGUAUCCUCCUUUCAUGCCCUGGUGGCAGCACGCACAGGUGAGACUGGUGUAAGACGAAGAACUCAGGCCAUGUCCAGAACUGCAAGCAAGAGAAGAAGCAGAUUUUCUUCUCUUUGGGGUCUGGAUACUACCUCAAAGAAGAAACAGGGAAGACCAAGCAUCAAUCAGGUGUUUGGAGAGGGAGUUGACUCCAUAAAGAAAUCUUUAGAAGGAAUAUAUGAUGACACUCUUCCAGAUGGCAAGAGGGAAAAAGAAGUUGCGUUAUCUAGUGUGCACCAGCACAAUCCUGACUGUGACAUUUGGGUCCAUGAGUAUUUCACACCCUCUUGGUUCUGCUUGCCAAAUAAUCAGCCUGCCUUGAUAGUUGUCCAUCCAGGGGAUACAGCCAGAGACAUCCUAGAAUUAAUCUGCAAGGCACAUCAACUAGAUCUUGCAAUCCACUACCUUCGUCUCAAGUUCCUGAUAGACAACAAGAUGCAGUACUAUGUUCCAAAGCCAGAAGAGGACAUAUAUGAACUGCUGUACAAAGAAAUUGAAAUAUGCCCCAAAAUCACACGGAAUAUCCAAAUUGAGAAGUCUGAUUCAUCCAAUGAUAAUUAUGGUUUUUCAAUAUCCUCUGUGGAAGAAGAAGGUAUUCAAAGGUUGUAUGUGAAUAAUGUGAAAGAGACAGGUUUAGCAUCAAAGAAAGGCUUGAAAACAGGAGAUGAGAUUCUUGAAAUCAAUAAUAAAGCUGCAGAUGCCCUCAACUCAUCCAUGCUUAAGGACGUCCUUACUCAACUGUCACUAUGCCUUAUAGUACAGACCUAUCCUGAACUGGUUGGAGGACAGAAGCUGCUAGAGACUCCCCCUCAUCGUGUGGACAGCCUUACAGAUUGCAGUGACAGCCCGUUUGCUUUUCUCACUAAUAACCCAGGUAACAGUCCAUGUUCUGAGCAGGUCAGAAGUGCUGAGAUGACUCCUGAAGAGACAGAGGUACAUGACUUGGAGUCCUCUGAUGAGGGUGACAAAACAAGCAAGGAAUGCACUGUACCCCAGUUGGUGACCAUGAGACAAUUAACAGAUGCAGAUAAACUACGCAAAGUUAUUUGUGAACUUCUUGAAACUGAACGAACCUAUGUCAAAGACUUAAACUGUCUCAUGGAGAGCUACCUGAAACCUCUACAGAAAGAAACUUUCCUUACCCAAGAUGAGCUUGAUGUACUCUUUGGGAAUUUAACUGAAAUGGUGGCAUUUCAAGUAGAAUUUCUCAAAACUUUGGAAGAUGGAGUAAGAUUGGUACCUGAACUUGAUGAACUUGAGAAAGUUGAACAAUUUAAGAAAGUGCUCUUCUCUCUGGGGGGAUCCUUUCUCUAUUAUGCUGACCGUUUUAAGCUAUACAGUGCCUUCUGUGCCAGUCACACAAAAGUUCCUAAAGUCUUGGUAAAAGCCAGGACAGACACAGCUUUCAAGGCAUUUUUAGAUGCUCAGAACCCUGAACAGCAACAUUCGUCUACUCUAGAGUCUUACCUCAUCAAGCCAAUCCAAAGGAUCCUCAAGUAUCCUCUUCUCUUAAAGGAGCUCUUUGCCCUUACAGAUGAAGAGAGUGAGGAGCACUGUUACCUGGAUGUGGCCAUCAAAACAAUGAACAAGGUUGCAAGCCAUAUAAAUGAAAUGCAGAAAAUCCACGAGGAAUUUGGAGCAGUAUUUGACCAGCUAAUUGCUGAACAGAUGGGAGAGAAAAAAGAGGUUGCAGAUCUAUCCAUGGGAGAUUUACUAUUGCAUACUACAGUAAUCUGGCUAAAUCCUCCAACCUCACUUGGAAAGUGGAAAAAAGAGCCAGAAUUGGCAGCAUUUGUGUUCAAAAUGGCUGUGGUCCUCGUGUAUAAAGAUGGUUCCAAACAAAAGAAGAAACUUGUAGGAUCUCACAGGCUUUCAAUUUACGAGGAAUGGGACCCAUUUCGGUUUCGUCACAUGAUCCCUACUGAAGCUCUUCAGGUUCGAGCUUUGACAAGUGCAGAUGCAGAAGCUAAUUCAGUCUGUGAGAUUGUCCAUGUUAAAUCUGAAUCUGAAGGGAGACCAGAGAGGUCAUUCCACCUCUGUUGCAGCUCCCCAGAAAGUAGAAAAGAUUUUCUGAAGGCUGUGCAUUCAAUUUUACGUGAUAAACACAGACGACAGCUCCUCAAAACAGAAAGUCUGCCCUCAUCUCAGCAAUAUGUCCCUUUUGGAGGAAAAAGACUAUACCCCCUUAAAGGUGCAAGGCCAGCUAUGAGCAGGGCAGUGUCUGCCCCAAGUAAAUCUCUUGGGAGAAGGAGGAGGCGUCUGGCCCGAAACAGGUUUACCAUUGAUUCAGAUGCUGUCUCCACAAGCAGCCCUAAGACAGAGUCCCAGCACCCCUCCAGUGGCAGGGACACUGACCGCUGGGUAGAGGAACAGUUUGAUCUUGCUCAGUAUGAGGAGCAAGAUGACAUCAAGGAGACGGACAUCCUUAGUGACGAUGAUGAAUACUGCAAAUCCAUGAAAGGGUCCCCAGAGGACAGAGACCUUCAGGAGCAGCUACAAGCUGCCUCUCUCAGUCAGCGGGAAAGAGGCCAACAAGCUAUGGAUAGUCAUGCCUCAAGGAUGACCCAGCUCAAGAAGCAAGCAGCUUUGUCUGGCAUCAAUGGUGGCCUGGAGAACUCUAGUGAGGAAGUCAUUUGGGUUAGGCGUGAAGAUUUUGUCCCCGCCAGGAAACUGAACACUGAAAUCUAA
Gracilinanus agilis (Agile Gracile Mouse Opossum) is the source of this 4704-nucleotide messenger RNA. RefSeq names its product TIAM Rac1 associated GEF 1 (gene TIAM1). The transcript is spliced from 25 exons. The coding region runs from base 1 to 4704 and encodes 1567 amino acids. Gene Ontology annotation, cellular component: synapse; cytosol; plasma membrane. Gene Ontology annotation, molecular function: protein binding; guanyl-nucleotide exchange factor activity. Gene Ontology annotation, biological process: positive regulation of axonogenesis; small GTPase-mediated signal transduction; activation of GTPase activity. The record is from RefSeq and is a predicted model, not a curated record. NCBI's taxonomy places the organism in Eukaryota, Metazoa, Chordata, Mammalia, Didelphimorphia, Didelphidae.